AUGACAGAGGCUACACAAGAUGCGUCUCUCGGCAAACCGACCCAGGACUCUCUCGUCACCACCGACGCGGCCGCUGUAAAGCCAUUCAAGGAAAGAAGAUCGAACCUCCCGGCGGCGUCUCUAUAUGCCUCGACCGUUUCGCCGACCACUCCGCGCCCAACAUCUCAUACCAGGCAGUACUCGUCCAGCAUGAUACUAUCUGGCUCUCGGUUGGACCACAGCCCGGGGCCAGGACCAGCAAGUUCGACGGACACCACCUCUGCGGAGCCUCUGCAUCAAAUCGUCCAAUCCUUCGUCCCGCACAUAUCAGUAUAUGCGUCUGAUGACACAGAGUCGCUGAUUUCGGCAAAGGGGUUCCAGCAUGGUCUUUGGGAACUCUUGCGCCCUUUUGGCGAAAGAAUCCCGCGCAAAGUGACCAUUCGCGACAGCAACGGGUUGAGCCAUACCACGGAUGACUUCGCGGUCCGAUUCACGCGAUUUGGCGAGAAUCCAAAGCCUCACGACGUUUCCGCGUCCAGCUCGCGCCAAAGCUGCGCGACCGACGACCCCGGCGGCGUUGGAGACGGCAGCUCUUCGGAAAGGUCUACUCUCGUGGAAGUCGACAGCUUGGUGGAACGCCACUUGGCCUUUGCUGAAACCGCGCUCCCCAAGACUUCCUUGCAUCUGCCAGAUGCCCUGAUGCAGGGGCUGGACACGGAGCAUCCUUCGCCGUAUUACUCCCUAUAUCUGAGGCGCCUCUUGUAUCAGACGACCGUUGCGCCGCAAGAGACUUUUGCUCACCCCGUCGCUUGUGUCAUUGCCAUCAGCUCCCGCAGCGACAAUCCCAUUGAAGAGCUGCGGAAGCUGUAUGCGGAGACUACCCAGGCCAACAAACACUUCCCUCCUUGGGUGGACAACGACUAUCUCAGAUACUAUGUCCUGGUUCACGAUGACGAGAACGACGACAUCACUCGAUCCAUGGGGUUUUUCGAACAAAUGAAGCGCCAUCUCGGCUUUCAUUGCCACCUGCUGCGACUGAGAUGCAGUAAAAGCGCGGAAACGGAUGACGACAGCGUACCCCUUCCCGACAGCGACUGGAUAUCGGCAGGCGAGGAGCUGGCAAGGAUUGACAAGAGCGAGAGGGACGAAGAUUUGGAGACACCUCCACAACACAUCUUCGAGUCGGACGCGACUGCCAUACGAACAUUUGUCCGGGAAAUGGUUACGCAGUCGAUUGUCCCCACCAUGGAGCGACACGUCUCCGUCUGGAAUGAUCAGGUUGCCUCCCGCCGAAGGGGCAUUGCUGGUCGUUUUAUGAAUCUGUCGCGAAAAUGGACUGGCUUCGGGAGCAGCUCGCGAACCUCGCCGGGAAACCACGCCAACACGCGGGACGCCCUAGACAGUCUCGGCCACUACCACGCGUGCUCUGCGGAAGCCAUCAUGCGGAAGCUUGCCGACUACGCAUUCAUGCUACGAGACUGGAAGCUGGCGCAUUCCACGUACGACCUCCUGAGAAGCGACUUCAGCGAGUCAAAGGCCUGGAAAUACCACGCAGGCGCCAGCGAGAUGGCCGCCGUGAGCUUGCUGCUCGCGUCGCGGGCCCCGGCGUCCAGGCUUCGCGCAGAACCCAUCGACCAGAUGCUGGAAGCGGCGUUUUACUCGUACAGCAGCCGCUGCAGCGCGCCGCUCGGAGCCGCUCGGUGCCUGCUCCUCGGUCUGGAGCUGCUGCGUCUGCGAGGCGGCCCAGACGUCGACGACGCCGGCGGAUGGGGAUCGCGCCUGCACGACUCCAGAAUACUGGGGCCGGUCGGCGAGGCGCUGCUCAAGGAGCGCCUUUGCGUCUGCUACCUGUCGAAACGCGGCUCAGGCGGCUGGGGCUGGGGCGGCCGGUCUCGCAAGGCCGCGUUCUGGAGCCUCCUGGCGGCCGAGGCUUGGUGGCGGCAAGCCAAGUACAUCCCCGCGCAGCGGUGCCUCGAGGCCACGCGGAGAAUCUACGAGAACCUGCCACGCAGCAAUGGCAUCGUGCGGUUCCAGGUCGCGCAAGAACACGUAAAGUCUCUGCAGCUCGAGCUCGUCAAGAAGCUCAGCUCGCACCACAUGGCGUCGGCAAAGGUGCAGGACGACGAAGAAGGCGCGGGUACCGAUGUCGAAAGCCAGUCUUUUGCAACUCUGCCGUCGAGAAGACGGAGCGUCACGGCGGGAAUCACUGCCUUGACGACGGCACCACUUGGCGGCGAGUCUCUGGGCGGCAAUGACGCCUCGGCUUCCCAGCAGGCGCUCGAGUUCGAAUAA
This is a messenger RNA of Ustilaginoidea virens, 2271 nucleotides long. RefSeq lists its product as uncharacterized. The record is from RefSeq and is a predicted model, not a curated record. The transcript has 2 exons. Gene Ontology annotation, biological process: protein localization to phagophore assembly site; endoplasmic reticulum to Golgi vesicle-mediated transport. The coding region runs from base 1 to 2271 and encodes 756 amino acids. Gene Ontology annotation, cellular component: phagophore assembly site; cytoplasmic vesicle; TRAPPIII protein complex. NCBI's taxonomy places the organism in Eukaryota, Fungi, Ascomycota, Sordariomycetes, Hypocreales, Clavicipitaceae.